AUGGCGGACGAGGACGGGGAAGGGAUUCACCCCUCAGCCCCUCACAGGAACGGAGGUGGCGGCGGCGGUGGGGGCUCUGGGCUCCACUGCGCGGGGAACGGCGGCGGGGGAGGCGGCGGCCCGCGGGUCGUGCGCAUCGUCAAGUCCGAGUCCGGCUACGGCUUCAACGUGCGGGGCCAAGUGAGCGAGGGCGGGCAACUGCGGAGCAUCAACGGGGAGCUGUACGCGCCGCUGCAGCAUGUGAGCGCCGUGCUGCCCGGGGGGGCGGCCGACCGGGCCGGGGUGCGCAAGGGGGACCGCAUCCUGGAGGUGAACGGCGUGAAUGUUGAGGGGGCGACACACAAGCAGGUGGUGGACCUGAUCCGAGCAGGCGAGAAGGAAUUGAUCUUGACAGUGUUGUCUGUGCCUCCACAUGAGGCAGAUAACCUAGAUCCCAGUGAAGACUCGUUGGGACAAUCAUUUUAUGACUACACAGAAAAGCAAGCUGUGCCCAUAUCGGUCCCCACAUACAAACAUGUGGAGCAGAAUGGUGAGAAGUUUGUGGUAUACAAUGUUUAUAUGGCAGGGAGGCAGCUGUGUUCUAAGCGGUACCGGGAGUUUGCUAUCCUACACCAGAACCUGAAGAGAGAGUUUGCCAACUUUACAUUUCCCCGACUUCCAGGGAAGUGGCCAUUCUCUUUAUCAGAACAGCAAUUAGAUGCCCGACGUCGGGGGUUGGAAGAAUAUCUAGAAAAAGUGAAAAACUACAAUGGUGUGUCCGACGUAGAACUGAGAGUAGCAUUACCAGAUGGAACAACAGUUACAGUCAGGGUUAAAAAGAACAGUACCACAGACCAAGUGUAUCAGGCUAUUGCAGCAAAGGUUGGCAUGGACAGUACAACGGUGAAUUACUUUGCCUUAUUUGAAGUGAUCAAUCAUUCCUUUGUACGUAAGCUGGCACCUAAUGAAUUUCCUCAUAAACUCUACGUCCAGAAUUACACAUCAGCUGUGCCAGGCACCUGCCUGACCAUUCGAAAGUGGCUUUUUACGACAGAAGAAGAAAUCCUCUUAAAUGACAAUGACCUUGCUGUUACCUACUUUUUUCAUCAGGCCGUUGAUGAUGUGAAAAAAGGUUAUAUCAAAGCAGAGGAAAAGUCCUACCAGUUACAGAAGCUGUAUGAACAAAGAAAAAUGGUCAUGUAUCUCAACAUGCUGAGGACUUGUGAGGGCUACAAUGAAAUCAUCUUCCCCCACUGCGCCUGUGACUCCAGGAGGAAGGGGCACGUUAUCACAGCCAUCAGCAUCACGCACUUUAAACUGCAUGCCUGCACUGAAGAAGGACAGCUGGAGAACCAGGUAAUAGCAUUUGAAUGGGACGAGAUGCAGCGAUGGGAUACAGAUGAAGAAGGAAUGGCCUUCUGCUUCGAGUAUGCACGAGGAGAGAAGAAGCCUCGAUGGGUUAAAAUCUUCACACCAUAUUUUAAUUAUAUGCACGAAUGCUUCGAGAGGGUGUUCUGUGAGCUCAAGUGGAGAAAAGAGAACAUUUUCCGGAUGGCGAGGUCACAGCAGAGGGAUGUGGCCACCUAGCCUUCCCUCACCCCUCCUC
Molecule: messenger RNA, 1585 nt
Organism: Puma concolor (puma)
Lineage: Eukaryota; Metazoa; Chordata; Mammalia; Carnivora; Felidae
Source: RefSeq, a predicted model, not a curated record